AUGAUCCUUCCUUCUGGUAGUCUUGUAUGGCACAAAAGAUCCGAUGGUGAUGGAUCAGGGGAGCUUUCAACUCAGGAUCAGAUCAUCAUUGGAGUCGUCGUUGGAGGCGUUGCUGUCAUUGCCAUCACUGCAGGGAUUGUAUUCGUGAUCUGGAAGAAACGCAGAUGGGAUCGUAUCCAGCGACACGAAGAGCAGCUUCUCGCCUACCAUCUGCCUCCAACCUAUAAAGUCAACACGCAUCCAUCACGGCCUCAAUCCUACUAUAAUCCCGUUAGAGAAACCGACCGUCCCCCAACGUAUCAUCAGACACUAUCAUCUUCACUCCCUGUAUACGAUCCCUCCAAGUACCAGGAUCUCCGUCCAACCUCCAUCCAAGUCCAACCAGUCUACUCUCCCAAUAACGGUAGAAGAUCAUCACAUUUGCCGCCUCCACCAGAGAAUCGUCCUUUCUCGUUCAUCCACAGCUCACCGGAGUAUACCAGGGAUUCUGCCCUGCUCUCGGCUCGAGGUCCCUCGCCAGAAGAUGACUUGCGACCGUCGAUGCACUUGGAUAGUAACAUUUCCUACCCUACGGGCCAAUUGUCUGUAGAAUCACCUUCUAUUCCGUUAGUGGAGGGAAUGCGACCUCCGCGGAGGCCUAAACCGGUGCUGUCCAGACUGAUCACCAAUUUUGGCUGA
Messenger RNA from Aspergillus wentii DTO 134E9, 678 nucleotides. RefSeq lists its product as uncharacterized. Lineage: Eukaryota; Fungi; Ascomycota; Eurotiomycetes; Eurotiales; Aspergillaceae. The coding region runs from base 1 to 678 and encodes 225 amino acids. The record is from RefSeq and is a predicted model, not a curated record. The transcript has 2 exons.